Molecule: messenger RNA, 729 nt
Organism: Klebsormidium nitens
Lineage: Eukaryota; Viridiplantae; Streptophyta; Klebsormidiophyceae; Klebsormidiales; Klebsormidiaceae
Source: the annotation of a GenBank genome assembly
AUGGGUAGGGGUAAGGCAGGAUACCACGUAGCGUCCGAGAUGGCCCGCAACCCCAGACCCCGCAGGCUCUGUGAAACAGUCGGAUGCAAGAAGCAACCAACGUACGGAGAGCGUGGGAACAAAAAAGCGACACGCUGCUCCACCCACAAGGCUAUCGACAUGAUAAAUUUCAAGGCGACACGAUGUGUUGUAGAGGGCUGCGGGAAGUCUGCAAACUUCGGCUUCGAGGGGAAGGCGCGACGCCGCUGCUCGAAACACCAGGAAGCGGGCAUGACAUGUCUCUCUGCUGCACGGUGCACCUUCAAGGGCUGCCCCACGGCUGCUUCUUACGGAUUCGCUGGAAAGAAGAAGUGUCGAUGCACGAAGCACAAGGAGGAAAAGAUGAUACUUUUUGGUGCGAAGCGCUGUGGUGUCGACGGGUGCUCCACGCAACCCAAGUUCGGUCGUGCUGGAGAGAAGCCGACUCGCUGUUCGAGGCACAAAGACGAUGACAUGGUCGAUCUCGGUGCCAGAAAGUGCGAAGAGAGAGCGCUGCGCGAAGAGCUGAAGCAGUUGCUGCCGGAGUUCGAGCUCGACUUCAACAAGCGGAUCGACGGCGAGACGUGCCACGCGAUCCGCCCCGACGUCUUCGUGGACUUACUCACGCACGUCAUCGUGAUAGAGAACGACGAGAAUCAGCAUAAGGGGGGUUUUAGGGUUCGUACUCAUGCGAGAACAAGCGGAACAUGA